GGCAUUUGUCAAGGAAAUGCGAGAAAAGAUCGGAAAGCCAACAACAACCGUAACUUUGCCAGCUCCGAUCCUCAUAGGUGGAAAACUCACGAGUGUUGCUGAUACCCGCACCAUUUCUACCAAUUUUAGUGGACACCGACAACGAAACAAUCGAUUGUCAGAAGGCGCUGCCUCUGCUCAGCUACCACUCCACCCUUAUUUGGAUGCCUACGCUCUGAUGGAUGCGGCAAAGACGAGUGGAAUACUUGGCGGCCAGGAGUCCCAGGAAGAAGAGGUGGAAGAACAGGAUUCCGAUUCAGACUUCCUGCAGGCAAUUCAGAAUAGCCUCCGGGAUGAACGAUCAGUAACUCGGUCUCCACAAUUGACACCGCCUCCCAGCAGCAGCAACGUUGUUGUUCUUUUGGAUUCUACGCCUCGUUUUGGUCGUGUUGCCCAGCCACCUCCAGCUGCAAACAGUGCUGAAAAAUUCAAGACUCGUGUCAAGCGCCGUGCAUUCCUACGGUCUCAGGAAACCGCCGAAGUUUUUGAUUCCGAGAAGGCUGGUUCCCCGGAACUCCAUGCCAAAAGUCCGUACUCUCUCAAAGUGUUCCAAGCAUUUUCUGGUUCUGGCAACGCAACUGUGACGGAAUACACUGAUAUGUACCAUGAAACGAAUCCCGAGGCUGACAGCCAGGAGGCUUACGAACAUGUGAGCAAUAUGAUGCGUACUCUGGAUGGAAAAAAGCAGAAGCGAUACCACUAG
This is a messenger RNA of Seminavis robusta, 742 nucleotides long. The record is from the annotation of a GenBank genome assembly. NCBI's taxonomy places the organism in Eukaryota, Bacillariophyta, Bacillariophyceae, Naviculales, Naviculaceae.